Messenger RNA from Closterium sp. Naga37s-1, 2583 nucleotides. The record is from the annotation of a GenBank genome assembly. NCBI's taxonomy places the organism in Eukaryota, Viridiplantae, Streptophyta, Zygnematophyceae, Desmidiales, Closteriaceae.
AUGGCUAGUCCCAACGUUCUUACCUUUGAUGCUGAGGGUCGAGCGGUAGACUUUGAGGUCUGGAUAGAUGAUCUGCAGCUUUUCCUGCAGUGCGAUAGCAAAGACGGCCUCUCACUGUUUGAUCUCACGUCUGGUGCCUCUGCUGCCCCUGCUGCUAAUGCUGCUAGUACUGUUCGCUCGGUCUGGACCACGCGCGAUGCUGCUGCUCGCCUUGCUGUGCAUAGUCACCUGCCGUCCUCUGAACGCGCGCACUUUAGUCAGUACAAGAGUGCUAAGACCUUGUACGACGCUGUUGUUGCACGCUACUCCUCCCCUGCCACUGCUGCCCUUAGCCGCCUCAUGCUGCCGUACCUGGACCACUUCCUCUCCCUCUGCCCCACCACGCUCACCUGGUGCCCCCCCUCUCCCCUCUUGCCCUCUGUUGCCUCUGCUGCUGCUGUCGACCUCGUUGGCACCGAGUCGGUCGGCGCUGCGUCUGCUCCUAGUGGGAGGCGCCGCAACAGCAAGGGCAAGGGGGGCAAGGGGGGUGGAGGGGGCGGCGGGGGCGGAGGUGAUGGUGGUGGAGGAGGCGGAGGGGGUGGGGGUGGAGGUGGAGGUGGGAGUGGUGGCUCGGGUGGGGGCUUCGGUGGCGACGGUGGAGGUGGAGGUGGCGGAGGCAGCGGGAGUGGGGGUGGAGGUGGCGGCGGCGGAGGCGGAGGCGGGGGUGGCGGCGGGCAGCGGGGAGGCUCUAGCGGUGACCAGCGCCAGCAGCAGCAGCGCUCCCGUGAGACCCCGUCGCCUCAGCAGCUCCGUGAGUGGUACGCUGGGCGUGGGAGGUCUGGGGGUGCUGGUCCCUGCGCUUACGUUCUUCGCACCGGCGACCGCAGUGGAGAGACGUACGGCGGCCCGCACACCACACCCCGCUGCUUCGGCCGCCUGACUGACGCUUGGCGUGCACAGUUCCCUGGCUCCACUGAGAUCCCUCGCUGGGGUGAUCUGCUUAGGUCGGGGGUUGCUAUCUUUGAUCUUGACUAUGACACUAUCCUUGCUGCUAUGUAUGCUGUGUCUAUUAGUGCUGAGGGUGACUGUUACCUGUGUGUUCCGCCCGACCCGGGAAUUGAGGCUGCUGCUCUAGGUGCUAGUGAGUCUGCUGCUCCAGGUGCUGGUGAGGCUGCUGCUCUAGGUGCUAGUGAGUCUGCUGCUCCAGGUGCUGGUGAGGCUGCUCUCUCAGGUUACCGCGUCGGCUCAGUGGCAGUCUCUCUGGCUGACCCCUCUGGGGGACCAGUUGUGGCCCGUUCCUCCACUGUCCUCCCGUGCCCUGCUGUUCCGUCCGGCUCGCUGACUGGUCUUCACCUUCCCUCGUUCUCUACGAACUUGGUGGCGGGUGCUGAUCUUCAGGAUGGGGGUGUUCACCAGUUCACCCCUGCCCACCAGCGUGUGACGCACUGCACGUGUGCUGGGACGGGUCGUCACCUGGCCACGUUCACCCGUAGGCCAGGGUCCAGCCUGUACACCCUCACCACUGCGUCUCCUCCUCGUCAGCUAGCCGCGUCGGGUCAGGUGUUUGCUGCAGCGUCCCGGUCUGGCCCUGAGUCUGCCCCCUGCUCGUGUCGCCUCCUGGCCCACGAGACUCUUCUUUGGCACCACCGCCUUGGUCACCCCUCCCUGCCUCGUCUUCGAGGCAUGGCCUCCCGUGUCCUGGUCUCGGGUCUUCCUGAGUCCCUCCCUCCCCUUCCUCCGGGGCCUGCCCCUACCUGCGUUCCCUGCGUCGAGGCCCGCGUCCGUGGACAGGGUCACGAGCGUUACUUCCUGCUGGUCGUUGACGACUACUCGCGUUACACCACAGUCUUCCCCUUGCGCCGCAAGGGUGAGGUCACUGAGGUGUUGAUCGACUGGAUCCGCGCUGCUCGUCUCCAGCUCAGGAAGAGCUUCGGCUCAGACUUUCCUGUUGUGCGUCUGCACUCCGACAGAGGUGGUGAGUUUUCCUCUGACCUUCUGCGGGCCUUCUGUCGGGCGGAGGGCAUCUGCCAGACGUUCCCGCUCCCGGCCUCUCCACAGCAAAAUGGGAUUGCUGAGCGCCGCAUUGGCAUGGUCAUGGAUGUCGCUCGCACGUCCAUGAUCCAUGCGGCUGCUCCCCACUUUCUGUGGCCGUUCGCGGUUCAGUUGGCGAUGCGUCUGUGUUCCGUGUCUGGGGAUCUCGAGCUUUCGUCCGCGACUUGUCUGCGGACAAGCUGUCCUCUCGUGCUGUUCCCUGCGCCUUCCUUGGCUUCCCCCCCUGACGCGCCUGGUUGGCAGUUCUACCACCCCACCUUGCGCCGUGUUCUGUCCUCUCAGGACGUCACGUUUGACGAGUCGGUUCCCUACUACUGUCUCUUCCCCUACCGCACUGCCCCCCUCCCCCCCCUGCCGCUCUUCCUCACGCCAGGUCCUCCCCAGGUAGACCCCCUCCCCCCUCAGGGUCCUGCCCCCUCAGGUGUGUCUCAGGUAGACGCAGUCGAGCCUGUCGAGGUAGCUGUUGACUCUGGUGCUGCUAGGGGUGCUGAGCCUGCGGGUGCUGGGUCUGGGGGUGCUGAGCCGGCGGGGUGCUGGGUCUGGGGGUGCUGA